Molecule: messenger RNA, 609 nt
Organism: Capsicum annuum
Lineage: Eukaryota; Viridiplantae; Streptophyta; Magnoliopsida; Solanales; Solanaceae
Exons: 2
Coding region: 1-609 (202 amino acids)
Molecular function (GO): zinc ion binding
Source: RefSeq, a predicted model, not a curated record
AUGAGGCACCUUGCUGAAAAUCUUAGUGUAAAUCAACACUGUAGAGAACAUCUUUAUCUAUUCUACGUUGUGGCAAAGGCUUAUUCUCUUGAUGAGUUUAGCAAGCAUUUUGCGGAAUUGAAGAAUAAUUGCCCUGAGGCAGCACAUGUCCUUGAAAAUGUGAUUGGAUUUGAGAAAUGGAGUAGAGUACACUUGCCGGGUAAUAAGUACGAUGUGAUGACCACAAACAUCACCGAGUCGCUCAACUCGAUAUUGACGGAUGAACAGGAGUACCCCCAUGUCAUACUAAGGGAUACUAAGAGUGCGAACGAUUCCUUGUAUGAGACUAAUGUAAAUGGGGGUCUCGACCAAUUCACCUUGUUUGGCAAUGGUGUUACUACCAAGGUCAAUCUCUUAGAGAGGAGUUGUUCUUGUAGGAAAUAUGACUUGGUGAGAAUGUCGUGUGAAUAUGCGAUGGCCGCUUUGCGAGCAAAGUAUGGUGAUGGAAAAGGCUAUGGUAACUCCAUCUAUGAGUACUCUUCAUCAAUUUAUAAAGUUGAAACUUACUUCAUCGCAUACUCUGGAGCUAUUAACGUUGUCCCUCCAGAGUUCGAAUGGAUUGUGAUAUAA